AAGAUGAGGUUUGACAAAAGAGGCUCAUAUCAAUUCAUUCUUUCUCAAAAUUUUCAAGAUUCCAUCUGAUUCAAAAUGGCCUCAAGCAAUCCUCAUUAUGAACGUGCACAGCAAAAUGUUAAACCAAAGAUGGAAGGCGGGAAAGAGGUUAUAACUGUUAAACCGAGAAAUCUCAACAUUGUUUGGGGCAAUGAUGACCGCUAUUGGAACAUACCCAACAAUGGUGACGAUAAGCCUGCAGAGCUGCUACAAGUCUGUUGGCUUGAAGUAACUGGUUCUGUAGAGAUUAAUCCUCAAAAGAGAUAUGAAGUGAGCUUCAGACUAUCUCUAACUCCAGAUGCAUUUGGUUGGGGUAGUUCUCUUCUCUACAUUAUGGUGAAGAGAGGAAACAGUGGGAAAUUUGCUUGGAAAAAGGUAUCCUUGGCUAAUAAAGGGACAGAUGUAUUUCACAUAAUAGGAGAAUUGGCGCAGGAUGUUUUCCCAACAGACGAGAAACUGUACUUUGGUUUGUAUGAAGUUUGGAGCGGGAAGUGGAAAGGGGGCCUCAAAAUCCAUGAUGUGACUGUUAAAGAAAUAUAAGCUAGAGUGGAGAGUCAAAUUCUUUUUUUUUUUUGUUCUUGGCAACCAAUUGCUUUCAUUUCUAUUGAUGUCCUUCAUAUCAUAAACUAUGAUUUUUACAUCAUCGUAGUAGACCAAAAAAAAAAAUUCUGUCUUGAUGUAGUUUGCUAUGGAUAUGUGGUUACAAGCUUGUGUAUCUUCUAAAUCGCUGGAUUGUAUUUUGAAUAAGGUGACAAUUGCUUCAUGAGAUUUUCACUUGAUGUACUCUGUGACGAGGUCAAUAAUAUUAAAUUUGUGAGUUUUGCCAGCUU
Coffea eugenioides is the source of this 869-nucleotide messenger RNA. RefSeq names its product protein PHLOEM PROTEIN 2-LIKE A9-like. The transcript is spliced from 3 exons. Bases 76 to 579 code for a protein of 167 amino acids. The record is from RefSeq and is a predicted model, not a curated record. Lineage: Eukaryota; Viridiplantae; Streptophyta; Magnoliopsida; Gentianales; Rubiaceae.